UCCAGUCAGUGCGAACGCAUGGAGGGGGGUGAAGCCUCGAUCAUGCAGGUAGUCCCCGAGUUACGACGAUAGUCCCCGAGUUACGACGGUAGUCCCCGAGUUACGACGAUAGUCCCCGAGUUACGCCGAUAGUCCCCGAGUUAUAACGGCCCGACUUACGCUAUUUCGAUCUUACGAUGGCGAUUCGAGAAAAUUUGCCAUCAACAACCAAACAUCGUUCAAGUAUGCAGACGACGGAUAGAAUCUUGGGAUGAGCGCCGUGUCCCGUGUCGGCCGCGCUCUGGCCGCGACCCCGGCGCGCGCGUUCGCGACCUCCUCCUCCUCCUCGUCGUCGUCGUCCACCACUGGGACGCGAACCGCGACCCGAACCGGACCUGGAACCGGUGGUGCCGAGCGGCGAGGGCAAGUCGCCAGGAUCGCGACCAGAACCGGACCAGUGCCCAGUGCCAGAGGCCGAUCUGGGUCGGAAGAGGCUCUCGCGGGGAUUCCAACUUCGCAUCGGCGUUCAAAUCCGACCGCGACGCUGAUCCGGACCGGCAGCCCAACCUGGACCGCAACCGAGAGCUGGACGUGGCCUCCAGCGCGCGCUCCAUGGAGUACGAGGAGGCCAUCAAGGUGCUGAACCGGCUGCAGACCAAUGCCCAGACACUGGAGCAGACGCGACGCGAGCAUGGCCGCCAGGCCUCCAACCAGCUGCCCUUGGUGGAGCGCUGCCUGCAGCGCUGCCAGAUCAACGUGGGCGACCUCGAUCGGCUCAACGUCAUCCACGUGAGCGGCACCAAGGGCAAGGGGUCCACGUGUGCGUUCACGGAACGGAUUCUGUACAAGUUAGGAUUCAAGACCGGCCUGUACACCUCUCCACAUUUGGUGCAGGUGCGGGAGCGGAUCCGCAUCAACGGCCAGCCAAUCAGCGAGCAACUCUACACCAAGUACUUCUGGGAAAUCUACAACCGCCUGGACGAGACCAAGGAUUCUGGGAACCCCAUGCCCGCAUACUUCCGCUUCCUGACCAUUAUGGCCUUCCACGUCUUCUUGCAAGAAAAGGUGGACCUCGCCGUGGUGGAGGUGGGGAUCGGUGGGGCCUACGACUGCACCAACAUCGUCAGGAAGCCCACGGUUUGUGGAGUCGCCUCCUUGGGCAUGGACCACAUGAGCAUCCUGGGCAACACCAUCGAAAAGAUCGCCUGGCAGAAGGCUGGCAUCUUCAAGCGCGACGUCCCGGCCUUCACCGUGGAGCAGCCUCCGUCUGCGAUGGCCAUCCUGCAGGAGCGCGCACGCGAGCUCGACUGCCCGCUGCAGGUGUGCCCCCCGCUGAGCGCCUAUGCGGACGACGCCGGCCAUCCCGAUCUGGGCCUCGCCGGCGAGCACCAGCGACUGAACGCGACGCUGGCGCUGCAGCUGAGCCGAGCGUGGCUGCGUCGGUUUCCUGGGCCCGGACUCGGAGCGCCGCCGGCUCCGCCCACCACCCUUGACGACGGGAGCGAACGGGCACGCGAGGAGACGAAGACAAACGGCGACACGCACCAUGACGCGCACGACUCUGCCUCCUCGCUGCCAACCGCCGACCCCUUCCCCCCGAGCCCAGCGAUGCUGCAGGGUUUGAAGGAGACGGAGUGGCCGGGGCGCAGCCAGAUCAUGCGGAGGGGGCCCGUCACUUUCUACCUGGACGGAGCGCACACCGUGCAGAGCGUCGAGGCUUGUGUCAAAUGGUUUCAAAAGAGUGUGCUGGAAGAAGAGGGGACGACAAGGGACCGCGUGGUGCGAGUGUUGCUCUUCAACAUGACCGGCGACAGGGACUCGGCCACCAUCCUCGGUCUGCUGCAGGCCUGCCAGUUUGAUUGCGCGGUGUUCUGCCCAAACAUCACCAACAUCUCACCGGACAGCUCAGAUCAGGUGAACUACACGGUCACUCCGGAGAGGGUCAUGGCUCAGUGCGCGGAGAACCAGACGGCAUGGGACCAACUCUGCCGCAACAGCACGACUCCCUCUCGAGCUGCCGCCCUCUGGGACCCGGACCGCGGCGACGCCGCCGCCCCCGUCCCACGCCCGCUCUCGCUCGCGACCUCCCGCAACUCCGCCAUGCCCUCGUCCGCCGUCUUCCCGUGCAUCUCGGAAGCCCUGCGCUGGAUCGGCUCGGAGUGGGAGCCGGAGCUUCUGCGCGUUCAAGUUCUCAUCACGGGCAGCCUGCACUUGGUCGGAGGCGCAUUAAAAUGUUUAGAGUCCGACCUCUCCUGAGAUCGUAAGCUCGCCGGAUCGUAAGGAUCGCGGAGUCGUGAUCUUGGUGGUGGUGGUGUACGACCGCUUGUGACCCUUCGCCCUGGUCAGCGGUUGUUGUGUCCUGGCGAGGGGCGAUGUCCGGUCGUUGCCCGAACGAUUUGCUGCCCCACCCCCGCAACCGCUUUGCUGAACUCUUAAGGGUCUUCGCCGUUGCCGCGCUUGGGCUUAGAUUCGCGCUUCAAGGCCGCGGGUUUUUUAACGGAGAGUUCUGUGCGGCUCGAACACUGCUUUGUGGUCGUGACACGGUGGGGCGAUACGAGGAGGUUAGUGGCUGUGCCAGGCUUGUUGUGUGAGCGAUGUUGCAGUUGUAGCCAAGGGGGAGCCCUUAAGUAAGUGACAUUGAGGGGGGCACGGCAUAUGGCUUUGUCCCACUCUCUAAAUAUUGGGAAGGGCAGCUGCGCCCUAUUUUCCAACGUUACAGCUGCCAGCUGUUUUGAGCAAGAAACGCACCAACUGUGACUGUAUAUCCAACAGUGAACCGCUACAGCUAUGCCAACCUAAGUCGUGUAUUUUUUGUGGUUUAAUGUAACUGAAGUAUGCAGAAAGAUUGCAGUUCACUCAACGUAAGCUACAAGAUGUCCCAUUGUUUGAAGCUAUUCACCAGAUUCACACGAUGUGUAAGCUAUCCCCGACAUCUCUGUGUUGUUCUCUGGUGUACUGAACCAGCUUCAUUGCUUUGGCUUAUGUGCCAAUUUUAUCCCAAUUGUGCCAUUGUAUGUCACGAGACAUAAUCUAUUCGGAACUCUCACAGAGCAGUGUAAAAAUGGCCCACGGAAGUGGAUAUUACAAAGUUACCAAUUGGAUCCCUUCGAGUGGACCUCUGGUCCACCACGCACGGGAGGGCAGCACUUUUCCACCACCCGUCCUGUUCGUCGCGCGAGUCAAACCGACAUUUUUUACGAUUUUCAGAGCAAGAAUUUAGCCAAAAUGAGUGCAGCUCCGUGUCAAAUUGUAUGGGUUAUUUGAUACCAUGAGUUGAUGAUGUUGGUUCGCUGGUAUGAUGUGCUUAGAGACCGUGGUGUUUCGUCAUUAGAUCGAUCGACCUACCAGAACAGGUGGAAUGGGGGGGACGGGGAAUACAAACACAAGUGACCUUUUUUCUGGAUGGAAUUGUUGCAAUAAAUCACCCUUGUUAUUUA
Molecule: messenger RNA, 3416 nt
Organism: Lethenteron reissneri (Far Eastern brook lamprey)
Lineage: Eukaryota; Metazoa; Chordata; Hyperoartia; Petromyzontiformes; Petromyzontidae
Gene: FPGS
Product: folylpolyglutamate synthase
Biological process (GO): tetrahydrofolylpolyglutamate biosynthetic process
Cellular component (GO): cytosol; mitochondrion; cytoplasm
Molecular function (GO): ATP binding; tetrahydrofolylpolyglutamate synthase activity
Source: RefSeq, a predicted model, not a curated record